Messenger RNA from Trematomus bernacchii (emerald rockcod), 1699 nucleotides. Its product is annotated as zinc finger MYM-type protein 1-like. The coding region runs from base 458 to 1699 and encodes 413 amino acids. Lineage: Eukaryota; Metazoa; Chordata; Actinopteri; Perciformes; Nototheniidae. Gene Ontology annotation, molecular function: protein dimerization activity. The record is from RefSeq and is a predicted model, not a curated record. The transcript has 3 exons.
CACAAUGAAGAAGUGGACAAGAAUAGGCACGUCUUGUCUAAAAUAAUUGAUUGUGUGAAAUUUUGUGGGGGCUUUGACCUGGCUUUGCGUGGCCACGACGAGGCUGACACAUCCGACAACCCCGGCGUUUUUCUGGGUUUAGUUAAUCUACUGGCCUCGUUAGAUAGCGUGUUGGAGGAUCACCUUAAAACGGCUACGGUUUUCAAAGGCACCUCAAAGACGGUGCAAAAUGAACUUUUGGACUGCAUGUUAUCAGUUUGUAAAGACUACAUUCUGGAGGAAGUAAAAAAUGCCAGUUAUUUAGCUAUUCAGGCGGAUGAGACAACUGACAUUUCCACCCACUGCCAGUUAGUGCUUGUGCUACGCUACAUCGACCCGCAUAACAACGUCCAGGAGCGUUUUUUUUGAGUUCAUUCCUCUUCAGAAUGCGAAUGCUGACACAGUUGCCACCGCGCUGAUGGAGAGGCUGGGCACUAUCCUCCCCGAUGGACAACAGGGCAAACUAAUCGCCCAAGCCUAUGACGGUGCAGCGGUGAUGAGGGGAGCUAAAGGUGGAGUUCAGCGGAAAGUGAAGGAUGUGUACAGUAGUGCGCACUACAUCCACUGCUAUGCGCAUCAGCUGAACCUAAUUAUGCAGCAGGCAACAUCCCACAUCCCCAAGAUAAGAACAUUUUUUUCAGACCUUGGUGGAUUUGCUGCAUUUUUCUCCAGGUCAUUCAAGCGAACUGCGAUCCUGGAUCAAGUGGUGGCACACAGACUUCCUGGCACUUCCACAACAAGAUGGAACUUUCACAGUCGUGCUGUUAACACUGUAUAUGAGCACAAGGAGAACAUCCUGAGGUGUUUCCAGACGAUCAGAGACUCAGGUGACUUUGAUCCCAUAACAGUGAGAGAAGCCGGGGGCUUUGUGCGAAUGAUGGAAGAUGAAGUUUUUUGCUUUUUCCUGACAUUGUUCCACAAGAUCAUGCCACAUGUAGACAUGCUGUUUAGCCAACUGCAGAAGAGGAACAUCGACUCUGUCUACAUCACAGGACUCAUCAAGAGGUUCACCAGCAGCAUACAAACAAUCAGGGACUCCAUUCCUUCUGGUGAAAGCAGUGGAUCUCAGCAGCUGCCCACAAAGAAACGGAGGGGACUUGGACAUGAAGAGCAACAGCUGUUGGCUAGAGAGGUAUGUGAUACCAUACUGAGUCACGCAAAGGAGAGAUUUUCCUUCACCAAACACCUCAUCAGCUCCACCCUCCUGCAAGGAGACCUGUUCCAGCAGCACAGCCGAACAUUCCCUGAAGCAGCGCUGGAAACAACUGUGGAGGCCUACCCUCUACUGGACAAGGCAAAGCUCAAGACGGAACUGUCCCUCGUCUAUGACAAUGACCAGUUCAGGGCUUGCAGUGGUGCUGUUACUCUGCUCCAGUUCUUCCUUGACAAUAAUCUGCAGGAGACAUUUACAGAAACUGUCAGUCUUCUGAAGGUUCUUGUAACCACACCCAUGGCUACGGCUGAGGCAGAGAGGUGCUUUUCCACUCUGAAAAGGAUAAAGACUUUCUUGAGGAACAGCAUGACACAGGAUCGCCUGAAUGCUCUGGCUAUGCUGUCAAUUGAGAAAAAACUCAUUAGGAGCAUUCCUGACUUCAACACCAGAGUCAUUGAGAGGUUUGCCACUCAGAAGGAGAGAAGGGCAAAAUUCCUCUACAAAUAG